Coturnix japonica (Japanese quail) is the source of this 574-nucleotide messenger RNA. RefSeq names its product glycine cleavage system protein H (gene GCSH). The record is from RefSeq and is a predicted model, not a curated record. Gene Ontology annotation, cellular component: glycine cleavage complex; cytoplasm; mitochondrion. Gene Ontology annotation, biological process: protein lipoylation; glycine decarboxylation via glycine cleavage system. NCBI's taxonomy places the organism in Eukaryota, Metazoa, Chordata, Aves, Galliformes, Phasianidae.
CUCAACGCGGCGCCGCCCCCGGCCGAGGCCGCCCGGUAAAGAUGGCGUGGUUGGCGUUGUGGAGGCUCGGGCCGGCCUUGGUACCGCGCUGUUCGUGCCUCUCUGUCCGCCCGCAGGUCCCCGCGGUGAGGAGGCUGAGCACCGGCUCGCUGCUGCUGUCCGCCCGCAAAUUCACAGACAAGCAUGAAUGGAUAUCAGUCGAAAAUGGCAUUGGAACAGUAGGAAUCAGCAAUUUUGCACAGGAAGCAUUAGGAGAUGUUGUUUACUGUAGUCUUCCAGAAGUUGGGACAAAAUUGAAUAAAGAUGAUGAAUUCGGGGCUCUGGAAAGUGUGAAAGCUGCCAGUGAGCUCUACUCUCCUCUCACAGGAGAAGUGACUGACAUUAAUGCUGCCCUUACAGACAACCCGGGGCUCGUCAAUAAAUCUUGUUAUCAAGAUGGUUGGCUUAUCAAGAUGACUGUGGAAAAGCCUGCUGAACUUGAUGAACUGAUGAGUGAAGAUGCUUAUGAGAAAUACAUAAAAUCCAUUGAGGACUGAGCUGGAAUAAUGAAAUAAACCCAUAUAAAAUAUUUCAA